Messenger RNA from Patiria miniata (bat star), 5001 nucleotides. RefSeq names its product RAD50-interacting protein 1-like (gene rint1). Gene Ontology annotation, biological process: regulation of ER to Golgi vesicle-mediated transport; retrograde vesicle-mediated transport, Golgi to endoplasmic reticulum; endoplasmic reticulum to Golgi vesicle-mediated transport. The record is from RefSeq and is a predicted model, not a curated record. NCBI's taxonomy places the organism in Eukaryota, Metazoa, Echinodermata, Asteroidea, Valvatida, Asterinidae. Gene Ontology annotation, cellular component: Dsl1/NZR complex. The transcript has 14 exons. The coding region runs from base 66 to 2432 and encodes 788 amino acids.
AUGGGCACCAGUCCACGCCAUUGAAUUACACGUAAACAUUAAACGUGGACGUUUGACACAAAAUCAUGGAGGAAGACACGGCAAAUUUGCGCGAUGAGGUUUGCUGUCUCAUAGACGGACAGAUCGGGGAGGAUGUUAAGACUCUUAGUAAGGUACAGGAGCUGCUGCAAGGUGCAUUGGAUGAGAAGAAAAUCCUAGAACAGCAGUUGACAGCAGUCAGCACCGAGACACCGACCAGAAUACAGGGCGCCCUCCAGGGCGCCGAACGAGCCAUGCAGCAGAUGGAGUCGCUGACCACCUCCAACAAACAGUCCCGACGAGCUACCAACAGCCACCUGAACCGGGCCGAGCCCAUGGUUCAGGAGCUCAGGCAAAUGACGGAGAAAGUACAAGAGCUGGAGAGGUGCAUGGAAUACAUGAAAUGGUUGGCGCUGGUGGAGGAACUAAGCUCCGAGAUCCAAGGCUCCCUCCUGGUCAACUCCGCUCCCUUUAAACUCUUCCACAGCUCGGAGGUUCAGAAGGGCAUCUCGUUGGGGGCCAUGCCCAGUGCGGUGGCGCAUUUCGCCAAACUGGCCCAGGUCAGUGAGGCCGUGCGGGGCUCUGCGUGCAGCAACCUACUGGCGUUUGUCACCUCCACGAUCCUGUUCUGGUACAAGAUUCUGAAGGAAAAGUUGUCCAGUGAGUUUGAUGAAGUCUUGAAGGCACUCAACUGGCCGUUUGUUCACAGUGCGGUGCCCAUGCCUCCGCCACCUGCCCAGCAGAUUGAGCUCAAGAACCGUGUCGAAACGCUGUUUGGACAACUCGUCAAACUGCAACUUCCAGAUACCUUAGUCUCGGAAGAUUUCUCCACCCAGGAGUAUAGUCGUCUCCCAGGGUCGCGACCUCUUCUGCUGCCUCUUCAUCUGAUGCUGCAGCCCUUGCGCAAACGGUUUCGCUAUCACUUCCACGGAAAGAAACAAACCAACGGACUAGACAAGCCGGAAUGGUACCUGACACAAGUCUUGAACUGGAUACGUGACCACAGUGACUUUCUGGACAACACGAUACAGCCGAUUCUAGAGGCCGAGCAUCUCUCACACAUCAAUGCAAAGGUGGAAUUCACCCGUGGUCUUCUGAACAUCGUCGCGGCCAAGCUGGAGCACGAUAUCCCGGAGCUUCUCUUCGACGAGCAGCUUCUGUCCCACACCAUUGAUGAGCAUCUGCUGUUCAAUCGGGAGCUCAGGAACAACUACAGCUACCCAGCCGGCCAGCCGGACUGCCUGCAUGUCCUGACCGGCAAGGAGUGCUUCGAGAGGUGGCUGGUCGUGGAGAAGAAAUUUGCAGUCGAGAAGAUAGACUCCCUUCUAGCUGCGCAGACAGCCUGGUUCCCUCAGUACAGAGACCUGGAGGAAACUGACGAUCUGAAAGUCCCGGAAUGCGUGGAAAGCUUCAUGACGUUGAUGUUAGUCAUUACAGAACGAUACCGGGUUCUCCCCUCCCCAACCCAUCACCUGAGGUUUCUGGAGUUGCAGCUGGAUUUGUUGGAUGACUUCAGGGUACGGCUGUUGCAGGUCAUGAAGCUAGAGUCUACCGACCCGCUAGCUGGCAGGCACAGUGCUAUCCUGAACGGCGCCAAUUAUAUCAUAGACAUCCUGAAGGAAUGGUCAGAACAGGUGUUUUUCCUCCAGCUGCAGUACUACAGCAAGGAGCAGGAGACAAUGGAGAGCUUCAACAGUGCCUUGGAGACGCUGACGGCCAGCCAGGACAUCAGCAAAAUAUCUCAGGGAUUUCGGGAUGGCCAGCUGGAUGUCUUAGAGGGUACCGUCUUUGAUGAGAUUCUUCACCUUUACGACCUCCUGAGGAUUGACAUGACGGCGACAUUGCAGAGAACAGCUGUCAGUGACAUCAAGAGCAGAGCCAGACCGUACAGGAAAGACAAAUGGUUUGCCAUGCCUUCUCCUAAGGACUACAUCGCUCCAGCCCUCUCUGCAUCUCUCUGUGAGCUGCUGCAGACUCUUAAAGAGAGACUCCAGCAGCUGAGGCAUCAGCUGUGCCCAUCUGUCUUUAACACACUCUGGAUGGGGAUAGCCGAAGAACUCAAUAAAUUCAUAUAUGAAGAGGUUAUACUUGGCAACCAGUUCAACGAAGGUGGUUCUGUACAACUGCAGUAUGACAUGACCAAGGGCUUGUUCCCACAAUUUGGAGACUACACCCAACGCCCUGAGAACUACUUCAAAGAACUCAAGGAGUCUUGCAUUCUUCUCACCCUGAAGCCCGGCUCAGCCAUCUUGUUGCGGGAUCUCCUGUACCAGACGCUCCACGCUAAGCAGACGAUAGACCAUAACACCAAGGACCCGUCCCCUGACGCCGCACUCAGAGACGUCGGGGUUUACCGACUCUCCCCCAAAGCUGCCGAACUUGUGCUGAAUCUACGCACUGAUUGGCCAAAGUAGUGACAAAGUGAUUCGAUUUCAAGUGUAAGUUAUUGUAAUAUAAAACAAAUUUAUUUAAAUUAUAACAAUUCAUUGCAUGACAAGUGGAGUGCAAUGGCCUUGUGGUCUAGAGCUUUGAACUCAUAUGUAAUUUUAAAGGUUGUGGGUUCGAGUCUAGACUGGAGUUGUGAUGUAUGCCCUUGGGCAAGGCACUUUGUCACUCAUUGCUUCUCCCCACCCAGGAGUAAAUUGGGUAGAUGUGAAGGCAGAGAUGGUCAUGUGAUUGAUAAAAGCUGCUUUGCGCCGAAAUGGCAGCAUCGAGCUCUAUACUCACCAGGGAGUUGAGAUUGUCAGAGGGCCUUACCAUUGUAUAGCUAGAGGGGUGUUUUUUUUUUAAUGAAAUUGUUAGAAAUAUAUAAUUUUUGACUUUUUUUUACUCCUGUGGACCGAAAAGUUUUGAUUUUUUUUUUGACCAAAUGGUCCGAUGAAUGGGAAUAGGUAUGUGAUUGGGAGGUAUUAAACACUCUGUUUAAGACCGGUUGGAGUCUGGAUGCUGAUAAAUACCCGAGCCAAAAUUAUCAGCAUCCAGACUCCAACCGGUCUUAAACAGAGUGUUUUAGACCUCUCAAUCACACAUUUAUUCCCUUAUUAUUAAGAAGCGCAAGGGUCAAUUUCAGGGAGCAGACAAGCAUUGCAUUUUUGUUAAGCAUGAAAAUAUUUGCUAAGGGCCGGUCUCAAUUUAUAUCUGGACGAGUUCCGGACAAGUUGCAGGUAAUGUCAUUCCCUUUGUCUGGAAGAAGCUCUGCAUUUGUCCCAGACAUGUUCCGGGGACAUUUUAUUGGCAACUGCUUGACUCUCCAAUACUGAUAACUCCAUUGUGGGGAGAGUGCGGGAAGUUGUUCAGAGUCCUGCAACUUAUACCAGAUACGAUACCUCUGGAACCUGUCUGGAAAUUGACCCCGAAAUGAAUUGAGAGGGGCCCUUAUGGGCAAAUGAACGUUUUUGUCCGUUAAAAAAAAUAGCAUGACAUUUGUUCCUGUUUUUCACAGGUUAUGAGCUUCAGUAACGAGAUAUAUCUUGUGACUGGUUAUUGAUAUUUUCUGCUUUGAAUGCUCAGGAAAUUUGUCCCUGAUGAUCUAAAUUAGGAACAAUGGGUUCAUUUUCAGAGAUAAAACUUUUCUGAAUUUAAUCAGAAUUCUGACUCUUUAAAAUUUCCUUCCAAGAGCUGAUUAUUCUAAUGAUUUCUGUUCCCCCCCCAAGAAAAAGUUAACUUUUCUUUUAAAUUAAAAAAAAGUCAACAAAUUUUAUAAAAACAGCACGUCUGUAUUCCAAGCACAAUUUUAACAUAUUAUACCAGUAAUCAGUACAGACAAGCUCUUUAAUUGGAGUAUGGCUGGAAAUAUGUUUAAGCAUUGAUUUAUGGCAUUAUAUGUGAAACUACUUACCAGAGCUUGCAGAUGGUUGUACAUGGGGAUCCACUGCAGUAAAAUCUUCUUUGUUGCGAUAUUACUCUUCUUGACAGUUUCAUUUAAAAAAAAAAUAAAAGUAAAAUGUGAAUUGAACUACAUUGACUACGGUACUACCAGUGGCACGUUUUUACCUUGGAUAUGUACAUCAGCACAUAUAUAUGGUGCAACUCGUUUCUCUCUAUCAUGUUAGCAAAAUCUGAAUUAUGUUUAUCACAUUUAAAUUUUCGUCAGUAAUUUCCAAUCUAAACCAAGAUGCCAAAAAACAAUGAACAAAAAUGUCUUGAAAUGUCAGUCACAACAGAUGUGGACGGAAAAGAAGAUGUCAACAGGUUCUGCAAUUCAAAAAUAUACCUCCAAAUUUCUGAAAAGGUUUGCAAUGUUUUCUUUCUUCCAGAAAUUAAUAAAUUUGAAUUACUCUGAAUCAUAGUUAUCUGAAGGACAGGACAAAACAUGCAAAUGCAGUUCCCCCCACCUUAAUUCGAUUUUUGGAUUGUGUUCCUGACAUUUAUACACACAUGUAAAUAGUAAAUUGCUUGUUAUGCCAUCACCACUAGGGGUUUGGUCAGGAGACAACUCGACGGCUAUAGAGGCAUGAUUUGUUCCUCCAGAGACCAGCUAAUGGAAAACGAAUGCUGUUUGAUUUUUUAAGUCAAGUUGUCUUGGUAACUGCAUGUGUUCCUUCCUCCAUGGAGCAAGGAACUGCAAGUUCUUCAUACUUCAAGUGCAAAGAAAGAGCAUCAAAUUUUAUUCAUAUAUAGAACCUGCUUAAUUAAUCUUGUUUUGAAGCAAUUAUGUGUGUGAUCUGUGUGUAACUUUAAGGGCACUUUCUUUUCAUUGAAAUCAUUUAAGUGUACAGCUAGCAUUGUAAAAUUCUUAAAUGAUGUAGGCCUACUCCCUUUACCUAUCCACGGCUUUUUGCAUGUCAAGGUCUGACAAAUUGGUGACCUAUCCCCGUCCCUAUUAAAUUUGCCGGCUUGGCAAAAAAGCUUAUAAGCUUGUACAUGCCACAAAACCUUGAAAGUGUGCCUAGGGGACAAGAAUCGACCUACCUACCAUUUACGGGACCGGGGCCACAUUGUUUGAGUUGAAGAUUCAUAAAUUGAUGAAGAUGUUCACAACCA